CGCAGAGCCCGCCGCGGGAGCGCCUCGCCUCCCGUCCCCCCGCGGGCGGCAGCGGCGGCGCGCCCUCCCCACUGGCAGGCUGAAGGCGAGAGGGGUGCUCCGUCCGUGCCGCGGCGGAGGGGCUGAGGGGAAGCUGAGCCCCCUCUCCGCCCCGCGCUUUGACACCGCAGGGACAGACCUUCCUUCUCCUAACCCCUGCCCUGUCGGGAAGUGGGAUCCCCGUGCCCUCACCCCUGCCCUUUGCUCCGCCAAGCCGAGGGUGGUGGGGCUGGACCUUCUGCGAGCCCUCGGGCCUGUGAAGCUCCGGGCAUGGCUGUCGGUGGGCUCGGGAGCUCCCUGCUGCUGAUGUCCGGCGUGGUGGUGGCCGUGGGGCUGUGCAGGAGGCUGACCCGCCGCCGGCUGCGCUCCCACCCGCGCCUCUUCGCUUUCCUCGUGGAGAUGUUAAGCACCUUCCAGAUCUGCGCCUGCACGAACGAGCUCAGCCUGCUCGGCAAUGUGGAGCCGAAGCCGCACACCGCCCUCACCCUCACCUACGGCUUCACCGUCCUGCACGGCCUGACCCUGGCCGGCAGCACCUGCAAUCCCUGCGGGACCGUGCAGCCCAUGUGGGGCGGCGGGACAUCCCUCGGGAUGGGGGGACUCAAGAUCGCCGCUCAGUUCGUGGCUGCAGUGAUUGCUAGGGUGUUCAUGCACUUUAUCUGGAGUCUGGAGAUGGCAGAGCCACAUUUUGGAGCGCUCUCCCAAGGCUGCAGCAGCCCCAUGCAGACUACAGAGAUGCAGGCGUUCUGCAUAGAACUGCUCUUUUCUGUCGUUUUCCAGCUGGCAGUCCUGCGAGCGGAAAGUGUUAAUCCCAAAUACAGAGUCCAUUUGAUUGCUCUUCUCAUCACCAUGCUCGUGUAUGCAGGUGGAAAUCUCACAGGAGCAAUAUUUAACCCAGCACUGGCGUUUUCAUUACAUGCAGAUUGUUUCUAUGACAAAUUUUUGAGUUACUCACUAGUAUACUGGAUAGCACCAGCCUUAGGUACAAUACUUGUGGCUUUUAUAUGGAUGAAAUCUUUCCUCGGAUAUCCUGAGACAUCGAAUCCUGAAAUCUGGCAGUCCUACAUUAAAAAGUAUUUUCAACAUCUGCAGACAUGAAGCUUUCAAAGAACUGUUGACACAGGCUUCCACAUCACCUUUCAGUUGCAUUUUCAGCUUUCCUGUUUGAAAUAUUAAUUUAUCACUUUGUAUUCAAAUACUAAUUUUGUAAGUGCGUAUUGGGAUUCUGGGAAUAUCUGCCACCAUUUUUGUAAUUUAAGCCAUAUGAAUGUGAAGGACUGUUAAAAUACUGCAACUUUGUCACUUUAGCCAUAAGUGCCAUUUGCUGACCUUUAUUACAACAGCAUGCAAAACUAAUUUUAGAGAAAUACCCAGUCCUUUCAAGGUUUGAAUUUAUUGGAUUUCUUCCCAAAAAAUGGCACCUGCAAAAAAGGAGCUGAAGAUCUCUUAUACUGACAUCACCAUAUUCCUACUUGCCAUAUGUAUACCUCUGAGAGGAAGAAAGGCUACACUACUCCCUAGAAGAGUCUCCACAGCUCUAUUCUAGAGGCACCCUACACCAAAAUUGAAAGUCUGUAGGACCAGCAUUGUUUUAGCAAUACCUGAGUGCAGGUAAGUAACCUCUCGCUUCCCAUUGGGAAGGCUCUGCUGCAUCCUGGCUCACUGUAGAUUGCUGAAUGUUUACCUUGGUUGGAAAAAGCAGUAGUAAAGUACCAUAAAUUCUGUAGAGACACAAAAUAAAAGGGCAUUUUAGGCAACCCCCCCUACUUUGUAUCAAGAGAUUACUGCUGCCUCUUCACAUAGACACAGUAGAUAGGGAUGAGUCACGGGGUAUUCGAUUUGUCCUUGAUUUUAUGCAGCUCUUACCAAUUUUUAAAAAAACAAAUGAAUCUGCAAUAUAGGAGAAUAAAUAACAGAGCUAAAAACCACAGGAAAGCUACAGACACAAACUGGCACAAACAUGCCCUUUACAGCCUCAGCUGAGGCAAACGCCACUGAUAGGUACCACCCUUGGAAGCUCUGUUUCUAGCAUGAGGUUUCAUCAUCCAGAUGAUCCAGAGGCUGCAUCAUCUGGAUGCAGCUUAAUUUUUAGAUAUGCCAAAAUCAGUUUUUCACUUUAUAGUUACUAGGUUUAAAAGGAGAGAUGGUUAACAAGUUCUACAAAGAUCUCAGUAGCGUGCCCCCCAACUCAGCAUCCAAGUCACCUUACAAACCAUGUUCUAAGAGAAAGGGAAUCAGAUGGGGGUUUUUCACAGUAAAAUUAUGAACCGAGUAUUUAACAGCUCCUAUUGCCAGCUAUCUUUUUUUGCAAGAGUUCGGGAAGUAAAUAUUUUCAUGUAAUUUCCAACUUGUUGCAAUAAAAUCUUUUCUCACUUCUAUUUUCAAA
Molecule: messenger RNA, 2425 nt
Organism: Myiozetetes cayanensis
Lineage: Eukaryota; Metazoa; Chordata; Aves; Passeriformes; Tyrannidae
Gene: AQP11
Product: aquaporin 11
Biological process (GO): transmembrane transport
Cellular component (GO): cytoplasm; membrane
Molecular function (GO): channel activity
Source: RefSeq, a predicted model, not a curated record